CAGUCACUAUCCAUGGCGCACGCACGACCCCCUCCCGGCCAAUUCCCACUGACAGAAACGUUUCGCGGAAGUUGUUUUUAUUUUUAUUCUCUCUCUCAGUCUGUAUCGUCUUCCGGAAGCUCUAUAAUGAUAAUAAUAAUAUUAUGUAAUAUAUAAUAUUAUUAUGUAGCGUUCCAUGCUAGAUUUUCAUUUCAAUUAUUCCCUUCACCGCUUCCUUCGCCUCCGUGACAAACGCCGACUCAUAGCAUCGCGACAAUAACGUCCGGGGUCGUACAUUAAUUGUCGCCGCUUUCAACGUCGCAUAAAACUAUUUUUAUACCAUUAUAUUAUAAUAAAUAAAUAUUUCUGAGUAACGAUCCCAUCAUAGUAAUAUAAUGUGCGUCUACUGCGAUAGUGCGCUUGAUGAUCAAUCGAUUCGGUUUAGAGUUUUUCACAAUAACGAACCUCUUCGCGGAGCACAAAUCGUGAUUUUAUGUUACACGGGUAAUCAGAGCUGAUGACGACGACGACAAUGACGACGAUGAUCAUGAUGAUAAUGAUUAUGAUGAUGAUAAUAAAUGGAAAAGGGAACAAGCAGAAGACCUCUUGCAACCCGAUAUGGUUUUUUGGGGUCGGUCACUGGGGACGUACAUACGCUAUUAAGUACAACGAAACAACACCGCGCUAAUAAAACAAAAAAAAAAUACAUAUAAAAUUCUACCUUCAUUACGACUACGUGCGCGUAAACCAUAUUAAUUUAUUCAUUUUUUUUAUUUUUUUUAAUGUGUUGUUACACUUUUUAUUAGAUGAACAUUUUUCAAAGCAAUUUUUGCGAACAUUUUUUUAAAUAUCAAAGAACUUAGAAUAACUAGGAUUAACAACAACUUUGAUUUGACCGUAAUAAUUGACUACGAAACGUCGUUUCAAUCGAUUUUUGAAUUUGAUAUAUUAGGCCGUACCGCCCAACCUGUUCUAAAUUUUAAUUUAUUUUUAUAGUUUCAAUGACUUAUAGGUUACAACUUUAUGUUAUUAUAAGUUUUCGAAUUGAGAUAAAGACGAUUUAAUUUUGUUUUAUCAUUUCGAAGAGAAAUUCGUUUUAAACAACGUUGACAAAAACAACCGAAAUUGAUUAAACUUUGACAUAGAGCUUAUCGAAAAAAAUCUGUAGAUGACAAAAUUGAAUUAUGCAUUGCUUCUUAUAGAGAAAAAUGCAAGAAAUCGAAUAUCAUAUUUUGUCUAAACGUUUUAUUUCUAUUAUUAAAAUCGAUUUAAAAUUCAUAAAAUAUGACGUAAAAACGCACUAAUUCCAAAAGCAAUAGUAGCUAUUGAUUUUUUUUUUUGUUAUGUAAAAACAUACUAUUGGACGGAAAUGAUACAUUUUGACACAUUAAAUAAACUUAAAUGUUAAAUUUAUGAUAUUAAAUUACAAUAUUACUUACCGAAAAAAAACAAAAAAUAAUUUUUAUAUUAUGGUAUAAUUAUCAUAUCCAUAUAAUAGUCCAGUCAUCCUUAUAAAAAAUCAUAAAUACCGAAAACAGUGAAAAAUAAGAAUAGUAAGUUUUGGAUUGUCAUCUCACAACUGUCAAUAUAGUUAUAUGCAAAUGGUUAUUAAUCAAACUAGUCACAAUCCCAAACGAUACACUGAUUGUAGUAUAACUCAUCGAUUUAAGUAAUUUAUGUAACCAUUAUCUACUGGCACUUGCACGAAUUCCACCUUCUACCGCUGCAUAUUGCACUUCAAGAUGGCAAAGCUACUGUUAAACGUCACGAAAGACCAGAACGCUAUGAUAUUGGCGGAAAACGUGACCGUUUUUAACAACACUGAGUGCACCAGUCCCGAACCGGUAAUUUGUCCGCUCCAGAGUCGGUACCGAACAGUGGAAGGCAUUUGUAACAACAUCUUUGAGCCACUCAAGGGUGCAGCGCUGAUGCCAUUCCGCAGAGUGUUGCCGGCUGACUAUUCAGACGGUGUAUGGAAACCGAGGAAAGCGACGGACGGUUCGGAGUUGCCAUCAGCCAAACAAGUCAGCGAGGAUGUGCACCGACAGUCGUACGAAGAAGAUCACGAUUUUACCGUCAUGCUGGCGGUCUGGGGUCAGUUCAUGGAUCACGACAUAACCGCCACCGCGUUGAGUCGAGGGCAUAAUGGAAAGUCUAUUUCGUGCUGCAGCUCGGUGGACGGAAACUUUACGCAUCCCGAAUGUUUUCCAGUGAUCGUACACGAAGAUAAGAAAGAGUGCGGAAAAUGCAUGGAGUUUGUGCGAUCUUCACCGGCGUCUACUUGCGGUUUCGGGCCCAGGGAACAGUUGAACCAAGCAAGCUCGUAUCUAGAUGGUUCGUCUGUGUACGGUAACACGCGCAAACUGCAAAAUGAUCUAAGAUCGUGGACCGGUGGACGUAUGAAAGUGUUCAUAACCGAGUACGGCGAACAGUUAUUACCGCCUAACAAAGAUCCGUUGGACGGAUGUAACGAAGAAGCGGAAAUGAAAAAAGGCCGUUACUGCUUUUUGUCCGGAGAUGCCAGAUCAAAUGAAAACAUGCACCUGACAACUCUCCAUUUAAUCAUGGUACGUCAGCACAACAUGAUUGCCGGUCGAUUGUCGUCCCUAAAUCCACACUGGAACGACGAACAUAUUUUUCAAGAAACCAGACACAUAGUCACCGCUCAGAUUCAACACAUCACGUACAACGAAUUUCUACCAGUAUUGCUUGGCGACAGUCUCAUGAAGAGCUUGGACUUAUACUCUCAACAAACAGGUUAUUGGAACGGAUACAAUUCUUCAAUGGAUCCAACUAUCAGCAACAACUUUGCUACCGCGGCAUUCCGAUUCGCUCACACGCUCAUACCGAGCAUGAUGAAGUUUCUUAAGGACAACAACAGCAAUCCCGAAUUUGUCGAAAUGAGGAAAAUGCUGUUUAAUCCGUACAGACUAUACACGUGCGGUGGUGUGGAUAGCGUAAUUCGCGGAGCGAUGAACACAAGCGCCGGGAAAUCUGACGCCUUUUUCACACCCGAAGUCACCAGACAUCUGUUCGAAAAAAACGACGGAUCGAGGCGCACCGGAGGACAGUGUGGAUUGGAUUUAGUCGCACUGAACAUACAGAGAGGCCGAGAUCACGGACUUCCGGCGUACCCGCGGUGGCGCGAAACGUGCGGGUUUCCAAGGCCAAGGAGUUUCAACGAUUUAGAAGGUCAUGUCGAACCGGCAACGCUGCAAAGAAUAUCAAAACUAUACAAGACGAUCGACGACUUAGACCUAUACACCGGACUGCUUUCGGAAAAGCCGUUGGAAGGAAGCAUCUUGGGACCGACGAUCACAUGCCUGUUGGCCGAUCAAUUCUUGCGGGUGAAAUCGGGUGAUCGUUAUUGGUACGAAACGAACGAGAAACCUCAAGCGUUCAACGAAGAUCAGCUGUCAGAGAUCCGGAAAACCACGUUUGCGGCAAUAAUUUGCGACAAUUCCGACGAAAUUGAAUCCAUUCAACUGCACGUGAUGCACAGCAACCGGAAAGUCGGAAACGGCAGAGUUAGCUGCGACAGUUUAAUAAAAACGUCUCUCGACCCGUGGAAAGAAGAAUACGACACGACCGUUACAGCGGCCCCUGCUCGAAGCCCGACCACCGCCUCUUAGGACCCGUCCGCCACCGCCACUGCAGUCACGAUCAGUAAUAAUAAUAAGAACAGAUCGCAGUCGGCCGACGUUCCGUUCGGCAACAGUCGAAUCCACUACUGCGAAUCGAUGAUACGGGCCACAUGUGUAGACAUACAUUUAUUUCAAGUCGAGUAGCGCAAAAAUACUUUUUUUAAACACCUACUUUAAACAUAUUACGAUAUUAUAUUAUAUAAUAUUAUGUAUAAUAUCAGUGUAAAUAGGUAGGUGCUCGCAACAUACGGCACAGAGUUUCGUGAUUGUAAUAUUUUAUUUUUACUAUCUAUACUCACCAAAGCUCCUCUCCUUUCCCUCCAGCUUACGUGAGCUUAGCCCCUUCAAAAUAAUAUAUUUAAGUUAUAGUUUUCUUCGUAAUUAUGUGCAUAAGUAGUUUUUUUUAAAGAUAAAAUAUUAUAUUCGUACAAAAUCAAUAGUAAUUACUGAUUAGUGAUGACUGAUGUAUAAACGAUGUUUAUUGAAUAAUAUAUUGCGUCCGACUUUAAUCUUGGAAAAAUAAAAAGGCUGUCAAUCUGCUAGUAAAAUAAUAACCUUUUCAUAACAAAAAAAAAAAAUUAAAAAAGAACAGUAACUGUUAAUAUUAUAUGUGUUAAGAUUGAACUUGAGAGGACGUCACGCCCGCAUGUGUUGUGCCCGCCGUCUUACUAUAACUUAUUACGUACAACAUAUAUUGUGUUAUCACAUUUUCGUUAAGCAGUGCCAAUUUUGUGUAAUAUGUAGUUGGCUUUGAUAUUAGAGUGAAUUAUUAACCCAUUACUAUUAAACGUAAAGUUAAAAACGUACUCUGUGGUUUGUUGGAAAUGUUAUUCCGAUGUUAAAUAUGUUUUAAUUUCCAAGCUAUUUCUAACUAUUACAAUUUUUAAAUGUUCAUUAUUCGCUUCCUCGUUAUCGGGCACCUUUAAAUUUGACGAUAAUAGUAUAUAGAUAAAUACCAAAACUAACGGAGCUAAAAUAUGAGAACUGCUGAUCGUAAUUAUUUUACUGUGCUAUACGCACGGCUUGUAAAACGGAGACAACAUAUUAUCAAAUUUGCAUUCAACCGUUCCAAUUUUAUGUUUUAGUCGUUUUUGAUGUAAAAGUUUAUUAUUUAGUUUAAUUACUUAAAUUCAACAACAUUAUCUGCGAUCUCCCGCUGGUUUUCUACAAGCGAGUUAUGAGAAUUUUUAAAUUUUACUACUUUACAUAAUAAACUCGCUUGUAACUUAAAAUAUCGUAGAAAAACCACCGAGAAAUAAUGUUCUUGGGUGUGUGGGCAUAUAAUAGUGCACUAUAAUAGGUAUAAGUUGACUUCAAUAUUUAAGUUUACUACAUAAAGUUGGAAACUUGGAACUUCUGAACGUGAAUUUGUCAAUGUUUUAUGUUUGUAAGAUGGAAACGUCAACAUUUGCGAGAGUGACGUUCUAUUAAUAAUAAUAAUAUACAUUAAAUAUUAAAGAUUAGAGAGCAUUUUUUUUUUUAAAUCUCUAAAACAAAGAUAUGUCGCUAUAAAUUCGAUUUAUACUACUUGGAAGCGAAUGCACAACAUAUAUAUAUAUAAUACAUAAUAUACAUUACAUAUAUUUAUUUUGCAUUUUUGCCUAUUUUUUUUUUUUUAUAUUUUAACGGUUUUUUGAAGUUUUUAAGUACUUUGUCUGCUUUUUAGUAAAAUUUUAUAAUAUUGUUUUUAAAAUUUGUUCUAAAUACAUUUAUUUGAAAGGUUAGCAUUUAUUUUUAUAUUAUAUUAUAUUCUAAUGUGUUCCAGGGACAUUAUUCAAUCGAUUUUAUCUUGUUAUGUUUGAUUUAAUUUAUUGAUUUAUCGAUAAAAGUAGAUACCUGUUCGGUCACUUCUUGACAACUUUUUGUCGUGGGUCAGUCAUUUAUUUUUAUAAACUAUCUUAAACACAAUAAAUUUAAUUUUCAGAUUAACUGUGAAAGAAGAAAAACAGCAGUUAGGCUUGUGAAUAUAGAAAUCCAUUUUAUAAUAAUAUACAUUUUUUUAAUAAUUUAAUAAGCUAAUGGCUCAAAAUAAAUGCUUUUUUAAGCUAUUUCAUAAGGUCUGUAGAGCUUUAUUGCUUUAUUUUAAGUUCUUUUCUUUAGUUUUUUAUUGCUUCAAAAUCCGUUAUCUAUUAAUAAUAUUUAUAAUAUUAUAAGAAUUACUAGAUAACAGUGAGUGUGGUAUUUUUUCAACAAUUUUUAUACAAAAGAAUUUUUUGCGUUUUUUCAGUUUUUUGCCCCUACACAAUAUUGUAUUUAAGCCUCAUUCAAAAAAUAAUAUGUGUAUACAUAAUUAUAUAUAUAUAUAUUUUCCGGGGAUCUCUGCUUAUACGAAACUCGCGCCGAUUUCCAAGCGAACACUAUGCGACGCCUUCGUAUAAUAAUAUUAAAAAGUACUUGUAGCCUGUAGGUAUAAUAAUGUUUUAUCCAAUGUUAUAAUAUUUCAUGAUAAUUGGGCAAUACAAAAAAAAUACCAUUUCGUCGUGAUUGAUAUUGCGAUAACAAUAAAUUAUAUGAUGUAUUUUACGGUACGUGCCUGCUAUCAUUAUGGUAGUAAUAAUAUAUACAAACGUUAAAAAAAAAUGUAAUAAUUCAAAGUGAACGUUUACGUUUUCAAUAAUUUCAAAAACAAUUAGAUGAUGAGACUCGUCUCGUAAUCAUUUCUUUGAUGUGCGUUCUUUGUGACUAUUUGUAUUUUAUAAAAACGAUUUUUGCGACAUUAUACAUCGUAUGAGAAUAAAUAAUAAUAACCAAACAAAAAUAAUUAUUAUCUUUGUGCAAAUUUUGAAAAUUACUGUUUUUUUUUUAGUCAAAUACAUAUUCAUUUUUUUUUUUUAAUUUAUUAUAAACUACUUAUGUUAACUAUGUCAUUGUAUUAUUUAGUGAUAAACUUUUAAGUAUAAAUUAAGUAUUGUGAAUUUUCCAUGUAAAAAUAUAAGUUUUAAUUUUAAUACUUUAUAAUAUUAUAUUAUUAUGAAAACGAUAAAGUGUAAAAAUUUAAUUUCACAAACAUGUAUUAAAAUGAACUAAAAUGUGUUUUUCUGUGGUUAUAGUUUAAUAACUACGUAAAAUAAUAUGUAGCUGUCUAUUAAAAUGAAUAAUGAAUUGCUAAUAAAAUAUUAUUAAUGUUUACCAGAAA
Messenger RNA from Rhopalosiphum padi (bird cherry-oat aphid), 6759 nucleotides. It is a transcript of the gene cd, whose product is annotated as chorion peroxidase. Lineage: Eukaryota; Metazoa; Arthropoda; Insecta; Hemiptera; Aphididae. The record is from RefSeq and is a predicted model, not a curated record. The transcript is spliced from 11 exons. Gene Ontology annotation, molecular function: peroxidase activity; heme binding. Gene Ontology annotation, biological process: response to oxidative stress. The coding region runs from base 1722 to 3611 and encodes 629 amino acids.